UUAUUUAGCAACACAUCACAAAAUACUCAAAGUAGUUUGAAUUUCAUUUGUGAGGGAGCUCCGGCCGGUCCAUCCAUCGAUAGAGACCUCAUUUUAUCCUUUUUACAUUAGUUAGCUUUAGCCCCAGAAAUUCUCCAUUUCAUUCUUUAAAGUCCAAUUCGUGCGUUUCGGGCAAUGAAUUUGAAAAAUUCCAAGUUUUACAAACGCAUCCAGGAGCUGCGACGCUUCUCGAAGGAGAAGAUCCGCAAGGAUCGUGAUCAGCGCACCAGCGUGAGGCUGGACAUGGCCCUCAGCGAGCAACGGCCUGGCCAUGACUCUGAUCUCGAGUGGUCCAGCUCCCCCCGGCGUCACAUCUCACCACGCCGCCGCAUCAAGAAGACCAAAACAAAAAAGAAGUCGGCUGGCACCCGUCUGACAGCUGGCAAGGACACUGUCUGCUCCAGUCCCGCUGACGGGGAGCUGCAGGCAGAUGAUGGGAUACAGAGCUACAUCCAGCUGAACGACAAGUGCUAUCGGCUCUCCUGCACGAGGCAGCUGGCUGGCAAGGACUCGCGCGUUGAUGCCAGCUCCACAAGCGAGGCCAAGAGCGCCAUUUGCGUGUCCAACUCCCGCUACGCGAUGAUCGGCAAGAUAUCCAAGACGCUGGGCUAUAAGCUGGUCAAGGAAACGAAGCUGUGGAACAUUCUCUGGUCGGACUCGUUCCCCGGCGUGGAGCUCUUCAAGAACAUGAAGCGCUUUCAGCAGAUCAACCACUUUCCCGGCAUGAUCGAGAUCUGUCGCAAGGAUUUGCUCUCCAGGAAUCUCAAUCGCAUGUUCAAGGUUUAUCCGCACGACUACAAGAUCUUCCCCAAGACCUGGAUGCUGCCAGCGGACUAUGGGGAUGCCAUGAAUUAUGCGCUGACCCACAAGCGCACCUUCAUCCUGAAGCCAGACUCGGGCGCACAGGGACGCGGCAUCUGGCUGACCAACGACCUGAAGACCAUUGGGGCCAACGAGCGGCUCAUCUGUCAGACCUACGUUCAUCGACCCCUGCUCAUCGAUGGCUACAAGUUCGAUCUGCGGGUGUAUACCCUCAUCACAUCGGUGGAUCCGCUGCGCAUCUUUGUGUACAACGAGGGCCUGGCCCGGUUCGCCACGAACAAGUAUGUGGAGCCCACGCCGGGCAACACCACCGACCUGUACAUGCACCUGACCAACUACUCGGUGAACAAGCGGAACAGCCACUACGAGCUGUGCGACAACGAUGACUGCGGCAGCAAGCGGAAGCUGAGCGCCAUCAACAACUGGAUGAGCAGGCACAACUACGACGUGAAGGAGUUUUGGACGAACGUGGACGAUGUGAUCAUCAAGACCGUGCUCAGUGCGUGGCCGGUGCUGAAGCACAAUUACCACGCCUGCUUCCCAGGCCACGACAAGAUCCAGGCCUGCUUCGAGAUACUCGGAUUCGACAUUCUGGUUGACUGGAAGCUGAAGCCCUACAUUCUGGAGGUGAACCACUCGCCCAGCUUCCACACCAACGAGCAGGUGGAUCGCGAGGUCAAGCGUCCACUCAUCCGGGACACUCUCAGUCUGGUCAGCGCCGUGCUGGCGGACAAGAGGCAGAUCAUGCGCGAGGAUCGCAAGCGAGUCAAGCAGCGUCUGCUCAAGACAAAGGGCGAAAGUUUGCAGCGUCCACGCGCCAACGGUGGAUCCUCCAUUGGCAAGCCAAAGAUAGACGUGCAGCCCGAGGAUGAGUUGGACUCGCUGGCCCAACAAAUCGCCUGGGAGGACAGUCACAUGGGCAACUUCCGCCGGAUCAUGCCGCCCGUUGACGCCACCAAAGCCGAGUACUACAGCCAGUUCUAUGGCCAGACCAAUCAGGUGUCCAUCUUCGCCGAGACGGCGGCCAGCAAGAAGCGGGAGGAUCUUGCACGCAAGAUGCGCCUCCAGAUCGAGGAGAAGAAGGCCAAGCAGGAGCUGAUGCUGAAUGGGCGCAACAAGACUGACAAGCGCAAACGUCAGGUCGUCCUCCUGCCACGUGCUGUGCGCGAGAAGAACCGCGUACAGCUCUACCGACUCCAGGAGCACUGGGUGCCGGGCUUCAUCUCCGAUGCGGAGGAACGACUGCGUCACACCUGGCUUCAGAUGCGCUCCGAGGCGAUCAGGUCGCUGCGUAUCACCGAGAGUGUAUAUGCCACGCUGUACGAGGCGGGCAAUCUGUCCAACACGGACAUGACCGUGUAUCCGCAUCUGUACCAGCAUCUGCAGAACGGCUUUGACAUCAAGCAGCACAUAUGAGAUGCC
Drosophila subobscura is the source of this 2283-nucleotide messenger RNA. RefSeq names its product tubulin polyglutamylase TTLL13 (gene TTLL6B). Gene Ontology annotation, molecular function: tubulin binding; tubulin-glutamic acid ligase activity. Gene Ontology annotation, cellular component: cilium. The record is from RefSeq and is a predicted model, not a curated record. Gene Ontology annotation, biological process: microtubule cytoskeleton organization; protein polyglutamylation. NCBI's taxonomy places the organism in Eukaryota, Metazoa, Arthropoda, Insecta, Diptera, Drosophilidae. The transcript has 5 exons. Bases 175 to 2277 code for a protein of 700 amino acids.